AGUAAGAACAGAAGUGGAAAGCCUUACUUACCAGUUUAUUAUAUGUUUCAUGCCCAUGAUAAUUACUUUUAUAAUGCCACUCAUGAAUACAUUGAUCAGAUUAGGAUGAAUCACCUGGCUGGCCAAUAGCUAUUGGAAUGACUCUCCAUGCAUGACUUGGUUGUGUUAUUACAAAACGUGGAAGAAUAGACCUGCCUAGCUGUUGCGGCAGAUGUUCAUUUGUCAUGCUGUCUUAAGGAGAUGAAGAGAUGAGAGCAAACUGUUCCAGCAGCUCAGCCUGCCCUGCUAACAGUUCGGAGGAGGAGUUGCCCGUGGGACUGGAGGUACAUGGGAACCUGGAACUUGUUUUCACAGUGGUGACGGCUGUGAUGAUGGGCCUGCUCAUGUUCUCCUUGGGAUGCUCUGUGGAGUUCCGGAAGCUAUGGUUGCACAUCAGGAGACCCUGGGGCAUUGCUGUAGGAUUGCUCUGCCAGUUUGGCCUCAUGCCUCUUACGGCCUAUCUCCUGGCCAUCAGCUUCUCUCUGAAGCCAGCCCAAGCCGUUGCUGUUCUCGUCAUGGGGUGCUGCCCAGGGGGAACCAUCUCAAACAUUUUCACCUUCUGGGUCGAUGGAGAUAUGGAUCUCAGCAUCACUAUGACGACCUGUUCCACUGUGGCUGCCCUGGGAAUGAUGCCGCUCUGCCUGUAUCUCUACACCUUGUCCUGGAAUCUUGAGCAGAAUCUCACCAUUCCAUAUCAGAAUAUAGGAAUCACCCUUGUGUGCCUGACCAUCCCUGUGGCCUUUGGUGUCUAUGUGAAUUAUAGGUGGCCCAAGCAAUCCAAAAUCAUUCUCAAGAUUGGGGCCAUUGUUGGUGGGGUCCUCCUUUUGGUGGUCGCAGUUGCUGGUGUGGUGUUGGCAAAAGGAUCUUGGAAUUCAGACAUCACUCUUCUGACCAUCAGUUUCAUCUUCCCUUUGAUUGGCCAUGUCACGGGCUUUCUGCUGGCACUUCUUACCCACCAAUCUUGGCAGAGGUGCAGGACGAUUUCCUUAGAAACUGGAGCUCAGAAUAUUCAGAUGUGCGUCACCAUGCUCCAGUUAUCUUUCACUGCCAAGCAGUUGGUCCAGAUGCUUAGCUUCCCACUGGCCUAUGGACUCUUCCAGCUGUUGGAUGGAUUUCUCAUUGUUGCAGCAUACAAGAUGUACAAGAGGAGAUUGAAGAAUGAACACAGAAAAAAGAACACACGUUGUGAAGAAGGCUGCCAUAACAAGAAAUCCACUUCUCCCAAAGAGACUGGUGCUUUUUUGGAGGUGAAUGAGGAAGUCACCAUAACUUCUGGGCCAUCAAUGCCAAUGGAUCUCCAUACAACCCUUGAGCCAACUGGCCACAUCUCUUCUGGUACCUAGUAAGGGUUGCUGGCCUGACUGGUCUCCGUCUUCCUCAGUGGCCAGUAAAGACAGUGCAGAACUGAUGUUUGGAUCUCAUUGGCAGGGCCUAUGGGAAUAUUGGAUAUUUAUAUUUUCAUGUGGUUUGUGAACUGUCAUAGGAUCAAUUUUUGAGAAUGUAUUCUGCCUAUUUCCGGGAGUCUUUUGGGGGUUUGCACAAUAUAUUUACUAGCUGCGGCUGUGUGUUCUUGUCUUCCCACGUAGUGAAGAGUAACACUGUUAUGCAAAGUCAUCCUGGAUCUUAAUUUUCCUGAGACAUAGGACUCUGUAGAGGAGAUUCCACUGCCUGCUGCAGGGAAAGAACAGAGUCUGGACCCACUUGAUUUUUGGACAGGUUCUUUGGAGAACUGGAGAGGAAGCAUACAGUUCCCAUAAAAAAUGAGGCCAUUUCUCAAAUAAUAAUAAUUUUUUUUAGGGCUUGGAAAUCUUUUUUGGACUGUAGAUGCAAAAUAAGUUUAGAGGGAAUUUAACGACCAUUUGUGGUUAAAAUGUGAAUGCCCCAUAUUUUCAGUCCCUAAUGAUAGGCACAAUAUAUAAACACUUUUUGCUUAUAUAUCAUUUUAAGAAACAUUCCAUAGAUUGAGAUCAUUCCAUAUGUACUAUUUCAUAAAUCAAUGACGCAUUAUGGAGCAUCUUUACAUGUCAGUCAUUGUUGACCUACCUCAUUCUUUAGAACUGUGGCUUCAUAGAAGUGUUCCAUUGCAUGGAAGUACUGUAAUUUAUUUAACCAUUCCUUAUUUGUGGACAUUUAGAUAGCUUUCAACCCGCUGGUAUUCUAAUGCUGCUACGAACACCUGUACUGCUGUGCGAGCGUUUUUGGAGGAUUACUUCCUAUGACUUGAACAGCCAGGCCAGGUGCAUAUUAAGAUAUUGGUCAGACUGCUCUCUGGUGAUGUAAGAAGUGACUGAGUGGGCCUGGCUUUCCCAUGGUUGCACCAGUCUAAAGAAUGAUCAGUUCUGAUUUGUGAAAAUAUCUCAUUUACAAUUGCGUUUAAAAAAUGAUAAGCGAAUUAGAGUAUUUUCCAUGAUCACUUGCCUAUUCAGGUCCUUUGCCUGCCUUACUAUUAUAAUUUUUCCUUUUUGAUUGAUAACAUUGUAGCACAUCAUGGAUAGUGACACCUUGUCCUAUUAUGUCAACAUUUUGCCUACUUUUAAUCUUUUAGCUUUUGUUUUUCUAUGUCUUUUGCUGUAUGGAAGUUUUAUAUUUUUUUAUAUAUUUAGUUUAUUAGUCUAUUGAAAAAUGUUUUUUUGACCUUGAUAUCUGUCAAAUGUUCUAUUUUUGUGUGGAUUGUGAAUUAUGAUAGUAUUUCUUUUUGAGAAUGUAUUUAGCCCCUUUGCAAGGUGUUCUAUUUGGGGGUUUGUACCUGUAUUUACCAUCUGCUGUGUGUGCUGUCUGGGAGUAGGUAAAACCCUUCUUCCUCUAUUCUGACAUUAUUAAAAAUAUUUCCCAAAUAUUUUUCUAUUACUUGUAUGAGCUAAACAUGUUUAUUCCAUUUUGAAUUUACGUUUUUGUAUGGUGUGUUAAGAAUCUACAUUUUUUUUAUGACUAACUGCUCCAACAUCAUAUAUUGAACCAUUCAUCUUUUCUCCACUGAUUCGAAAUGCCACCUUUCUCACAUAAUUUCCUAUAUAAUGUGUGUUUGUUGGGGCUGUAUUUAGUUCCAUUUUUCUCUGUCUAUUCUUAUUUGUAAGGUUUGAAAUGUGUGAGAAAGUGUAUUGUCUGAGAUUUAGUGCUUGGCAAUUUUAUUUUGUAAGCAUUCCCCAGAGCCUGUAGGUUAAUAUAAUGAUAACGAUUAUUAAGGUAUUCUCAUGACAAUUAAGAACAUCUUUAAAAAAAUUUUUUUUAAACCUUUAUU
This is a messenger RNA of Lynx canadensis (Canada lynx), 3277 nucleotides long. RefSeq names its product solute carrier family 10 member 6 (gene SLC10A6). Gene Ontology annotation, molecular function: bile acid:sodium symporter activity. Lineage: Eukaryota; Metazoa; Chordata; Mammalia; Carnivora; Felidae. The record is from RefSeq and is a predicted model, not a curated record. The transcript is spliced from 6 exons. Gene Ontology annotation, biological process: bile acid and bile salt transport. The coding region runs from base 249 to 1382 and encodes 377 amino acids. Gene Ontology annotation, cellular component: membrane.